This is a messenger RNA of Magnolia sinica, 2942 nucleotides long. RefSeq names its product fimbrin-5-like. NCBI's taxonomy places the organism in Eukaryota, Viridiplantae, Streptophyta, Magnoliopsida, Magnoliales, Magnoliaceae. Gene Ontology annotation, molecular function: actin filament binding. Gene Ontology annotation, cellular component: actin filament bundle; cytoplasm; actin filament. Bases 401 to 2437 code for a protein of 678 amino acids. Gene Ontology annotation, biological process: actin filament network formation; actin filament bundle assembly. The transcript has 15 exons. The record is from RefSeq and is a predicted model, not a curated record.
UCUCGAAAUCUGAGGAAAAAAAAAAAAAAACAGAGAAAGAAAAGGAAAAAGAUGCAAUCAUAGAAAGAACAGUUAAAGCGCGAAAAGAGAGAAGAAGAAGAAGAAAGGAGGGCCCCAUCAAAUCUCAUUCAAGAAGAAGCUUUUUAUUCUGCAACAGGAAUAAAAUGAAGAAGAGGUUGGAGAACCAGGCACAUCCAAAUCACGCAAUUGCAUGCUUCCCGAAUUGUGUUCUUCCCCAUCUCCUGAUCUCUUGUCAAGUUCCAUUUUGAAAUCAUGUUGUUGAUCUGGGUUUUGGUUAUUGAGUUCUGAGUAGGGAUACUGUUAUUGGUUUGUCUAUUGGAUUUUUAUCGGGUGAAUUUUGAGGAGAAUAUAGUGGAGAUCUUCCCUGACGGUGGCAACAAUGUCAAGUUUCGUGGGAGUUUUUGUCUCCGAUCAAUGGCUUCAGAGCCAAUUUACUCAGGUUGAGCUUCGCAGCCUUAAAUCAAAUUUUAUUUCUAUGAGGAGCCAGACGGGUCAUGUUACCGUUGGAGAUUUACCACCCGUAAUGGCGAAACUUAAGGCUCUUAGAGAGAAAAUUAGCGAGGAAGAGAUCGGAAAGAUUUUGGGUGAGUCAUAUCCAAACACAACCGAUGAGGUCGAUUUCGAAGCCUUUCUUCGGGCAUAUUUGAAUCUGCAAGCCCGUGCAACUGCCAAAAUGGGCGACUCGAAGAACUCAUCUGCAUUCUUGAAGGCCACUACAACCACCCUUCUGCACACAAUCAGCGAAUCAGAGAAGGCGUCUUAUGUCGCCCAUAUCAACAGUUACCUUGGAGAUGACCCCUUUCUAAACAAAUAUCUUCCUUUAGAUCCAGCUACAAAUGAUCUUUUCGAACUUGCAAAAGAUGGGGUUCUUCUCUGCAAACUAAUCAAUGUUGCCGUUCCUGGAACAAUCGAUGAAAGAGCAAUCAACACCAAAAGAAUACUCAACCCGUGGGAAAGGAAUGAGAACCACACCCUUUGCCUCAACUCCGCAAAGGCUAUCGGGUGCACUGUAGUUAACAUUGGAACACAGGACUUGGUUGAAGGGAGGUCUCAUUUGUUACUCGGGUUGAUUUCUCAAAUUAUAAAGAUACAACUGUUAGCGGAUCUUAACUUAAAGAAGACACCUCAACUGGUUGAGUUGGUUGAUAACAGCCAGGAGGUGGAGGAGCUCUUGGUUUUGUCUCCAGAAAAGAUCUUGCUACGUUGGAUGAAUUUCCAUCUCCAGAAAGCAGGCUACAAGAAAACCGUCACAAAUUUUACUUCUGAUGUGAAGGACGGAGAGGCUUACGCUUACCUGCUCAAUGUUCUCGCGCCAGAACAUUGUAGCCCAGCUACACUGGACACUAAGGAUCCUACUCAAAGGGCGAACAUGAUACUCGAACAUGCAGAGAGAAUGGAUUGCAAAAGAUACAUUACUCCAAAAGACAUCGUUGAAGGCUCGGCAAAUCUGAAUCUGGCAUUUGUUGCGCACAUAUUCCAUCAUAGGAAUGGUCUGUCAGCCGACUCCAGCAAGAUGUCCUUCGCUGAGAUGAUGACAGAUGAUGUGCAAGUGUCUAGAGAAGAGAGAGCCUUCCGAUUAUGGAUCAACAGUCUCGGAGUCUCUACAUAUGUCAAUAACGUGUUUGAGGAUGUGAGGAACGGAUGGGUCCUUUUGGAAGUGCUCGACAAAGCAUCUCCCGGGUCAGUUAAGUGGAAACAGGCAACAAAGCCUCCCAUUAAGAUGCCAUUUAGGAAAGUAGAAAAUUGCAACCAGGUUAUAAGGAUUGGAAAAGAACUGAAUUUCUCCCUUGUUAAUGUGGCUGGGAAUGAUAUCGUACAAGGAAAUAAGAAGCUCAUACUCGCAUUUCUAUGGCAGCUAAUGAGGUUCAAUAUACUUCAACUCCUGAAAAAUUUGAGCUCGUCUCAUGGAAAAGAGAUGACAGACACUGACAUCCAAAAUUGGGCGAAUACCAAAGUGAGGAGUGCAGGAAGAAAAACUCAAAUGGAAAGUUUCAAGGAUAAGAACCUAUCCAACGGGAUAUUUUUCCUCGAGCUUCUUAGUGUUGUAGAGCCGAGGGUUGUCAACUGGAACCUUGUUACCAAGGGUGAAACCGAUGAUGAAAAGAAGCUGAAUGCUACAUACAUAAUAAGUGUUGCUCGGAAGCUCGGGUGUUCCAUUUUCUUGUUGCCUGAGGACAUCAUGGAGGUAAACCAGAAGAUGAUCCUCACUCUAACGGCCAGCAUCAUGUAUUGGAAACUUCAGCAACCAGUGGAAGAGUCAGAGUCAUCAGCCGAAGCAACCGCAUCACUUCCAAUUGAACCCUCUGUGGACGGCGAAGAUGGAAGCAUUGCGGAUGAUGUUUCGAACCUGACCCUUAAUAAGGCUGCUUCAGACGCCUCUUCACAGGUCGAAAAUGGGGAUGCUUCUGUUGAGUAAUGACUGUGAAUAAUCCCCCCUUCUUUUCCCUUCUUCCAUUUCAUAGUAUAGAAAGAUAGGUUUGCUAUUUCUACGGACACCUGCUGCAUCAAAGCCACAUAUUGAGCGGGCCCUGUGUUGCACAUGCUGUUGCCGAAAAUCCAGUCAGUCCAUUUAUUAGGUGGCCAUUAAAUGUAUUUUGAACACAACCAUCCAUUCUCUCUGUACAUGCAUUGGCCACAUGAUGAUUGGGCCACACUGAUUUUUGGGUCCGGGCAUUGCACAGCUUGGAUGUGGCACACAUGCCACGCUAGCAUGUGAAGUGGGCUACAUUGAGGUUGGCAUGCAGGAUUAGCGAGUGUUAGAAAAGGAUAGAAAAUGGCAGCAAAAGCAAUCGACAGUCCGGCAGUUGCAGUUUUAUCGCUGUUAAGCAAGGAGCUAUGGCGGGCAACGGCUGUGAUCAUCUUAAAAAUGCUCAUCUCCAAAUGAGAAAUCUUGUAAUCCAUCAAACUUUUCAUUUGAGAAG